Molecule: messenger RNA, 4180 nt
Organism: Drosophila eugracilis
Lineage: Eukaryota; Metazoa; Arthropoda; Insecta; Diptera; Drosophilidae
Exons: 5
Coding region: 76-3825 (1249 amino acids)
Source: RefSeq, a predicted model, not a curated record
AGGCAACACACACCUAAAAAUUUAAUGAGUUCUGGAGCUUGAAUUGGGUAAAACAGUUCUAUCAAUUCAACCGUCAUGGACGAAGAGGAACUCGCCAGCAAUCACCCCGAGCCUAGCAUGGUUCAAAGUGAAUACUCGCGGAGUCGCAUCGUGAACCAGAGCUCCAUGACCCUAGCACAAGGAUUUCAAUCCGCGCAACUGCUCUUCAUGGGUGAAAACUUCCAGCAGACACGCAGCGAGCAGGAUAUCUUCUUUGACUGUAAUGCUUCGCCGGAGAGUACGCCGAGGGAGAACCGCAGUGCCACCAGUCGUUGCAAGUUCGACGACCCGGCAGCGAUACGAGAAGCCCUGGAACGAGCAGCCAAUGCCACACAGAUGCUGCUCAAGAAUUUCGAUAAGGGCGGCGGUUGGAACCAACCAUGUGCCGUCACCUUGGAGCUGACCGCUCGAUUGGUUGACCCCAAGAAGAGUCGCGCCGGCUGUCCACUGCACGGCAAACCCGUUACGGUCCAGAUGCCACUCGAGUUUAAUCCGCAGAGCGGCAAGAUGGCCACCUGUCAGCAGAAGCAACAGCGGCCCAGCAGGCAACGCAAGGACUCCAUCUGCCAGUGCCGCUCCCAGCAGCGGAUGCAUUCCGCUCCGAGGACACCCAGGCCCACCACAGAAUGCCCGGCUCUGAUGUACACGCAGGAUGAGCGACAUUCCGACAGCGACCCCAACUCCCGCCACCAACAGACCGAGCAAUCCCGCCUAAAAGACCACUGGAAACCGUCGAAUCUCCAGUCCUCGCCAUCCGAUAUGGAUGAUCCACGUGCUAAGCCCUCGCAAACAGAUGAGCCCUCCUUUUUGGAAAGACAUCACACACCCAAGUCACUGAAGUCUAAGCCGGAAUCUCAGCCAGAACUGGAUGAGGUUCCGGUAUGUUCGUGCAAGCCUAAACGAGCCAAGUCCGCCGAUCCACCCCCAGUAAGAACUCCAUGUGUGUGCCGCUCUCAAGCCCAACCAUGUGGUCAAGAUAACAAGGACCGGUCUAGCCCAAAGAAGCCCAGCUCGGCGAGAGCCUCAGCGGCAUCACCGGGUGGCUCGUUCAAAACUGCAAUUACAGAAUGCACCAAGGAGCUUCUUGAGCCCUGCACUUGUGGCUCCAAGCCUCCAUACUGGGCAGGUCAAAGCAACCUAGUCUCCGGGCCAUCCUACAGUAAGGCAAUGGCACCCUGUCAAUCCAAUGGCACCGCCUUAACCAUCGCUCCUUUGCAAGAUCCUGCCAGAACCAAGCCUAAUAGAUCCAAGAGCCUAACCAGUAUUCCUACCCAAAAACAACCGAACCAAAGCAGGUUGACUUGGUUGUCCGCUCUAAAGGAUCCGGAAAGUGACGUCUGCCACCAUAAACAGCAAGAAGUGCCUGUUUCAUGUUCUUGCAAUGCCGCACAGACUAGCCAGGCUACUUGUCGCAGUAUGGCAACCAAAUCAAACCCACCACAUAGUCAGCCCUCCUUUGGAGUGGAUUAUGAGACUUCUGCCACAACAAGAUCCCAGUCGAUCGUAGGCAAGAUCACCUGUCUGUGCGCGUCAGAUCAGAAGAGCAAUAAAGAUUACAUGUCAAAACUGGCCGAUUCGGAGUACCAAGAAUGCGCAGGGACUAGCAAUAUCCAGCCGUGUCCUUCUACCAGGAUACAGCAUUCAUGCGGGCUUUCCGAGUUUGACAAUAACCAGACAUCACAAUGCAAUCCCAGUGUCUCUUUCCGUUCUAGGAAAGUGAGCCUGAAAGACUAUGAUGAGGAGUUCUGUGACUGCGAUGCUUCCGAUAGGUCCUCCGAUUUGUCGGAUCCCAUCCAGACCAGUCUCCAUACGCAUAGAAGUCUCUCUGGCGGUAGCUGUCUUUGCGAUGACGAUGACCCUCCUCCGGAUGAUCCCUCUAAGUCGGCCUGCGUUACUAAGAACUGCCAGUGCUAUCAGGAAGAUCAGGGCACUGGCUUUCAAACACCAGAUGAUCCUUGCGGGCAGAAGGACAUGUCGUGUUGUACUCGCAAACAGCGCAUCCUCCAGUUAAUGGACAGACUAACCACCUACGAAUGCGAUUGCGGCGAUUCUCGAACCUCAAUGAUCCAACAACUCUUCCGGGAAAUGACGCUUCUUCUGAGAUCGGAAAAAGAGAACGCCAUUGCACCGGCCGAUGAACCAAGUCCACCUUGUCCUAACUUCGAUGAAUGCUGCGCGGCUCAACAUGACCGCACUGGUGACGAGGAAGCCGGUGAGAAGCCCAUGUCAAAAAAAGCACUCCGACGUGUCGAGUGCUUCCAUCAGCUGGAGGAAUAUCUUCGCAAGUGCUUCCUGCCACCCCCAGAACCUGAAGUUCCAGAGACCGAUAUCUAUGCUUUUGAACUGGAUCCAGACUUUCCGCCAGAUGACAAAGACGAGUGUCCUCAAACACCUGCAGAGAAGCCCAAGCCUUGUCGGACGGAAAAUUUCUUAGACGUUGGAAAUUCGCUGACCUGCUCGGGAGAUGACUUGGAUGGCGACGUUUUCGUGGACUGUGAAGACGAUGAUGAGUAUAAUAAAGGCGACUGUGAAUGCGAUGACCACAUAACAGGGGAGCCGGACCUAUGUCAAUCUCUUAAAGCCUUUAUUAAUAAGGAAGUGCAGGACAUUAUGGAGGCGGAGGCUUGUAGGGAAGGCAAUGACUUGGAACAAAAGACCCCUAGCAUAAUUCUAAAGGAAAUCUGUGAGGGGUCGACGAACCCGAUGCCCCUUGAGGAGGAGGAAAAACCAGAGCAGAUUGAGUGUCCAUUUGCCGGCAUGGUUUCAUGCGCUCCUUGGACCAAAGUGGAGACGGACUGGGCUACCUAUCCAUAUAAUUUAGAUCCCUGUGCUAAAAAGAAGCCACCUAUUCCGGUAUCACGGGGUCCGCGUACAGGUCUUUUGCCUGAUGGACCCCUAACACCCGAGGUGAGAAAUCUUUGCGAGAAACUCCUUCGAAAGGCUCUCCAGGAAUGUGGGUUAUGUGACGAAAUGCACUCUUGCGAGGAGGACGAUGGACCAAUCGAUUGCAGUGAAUGCCCACCCAAAGAGUGCCCGGAAGGCGAAGAGUGUCCGGAAAACCCCGAAGACUGCCCCGAAGAAUGCCGUCCUGAUAGCGACGAAUGCCCACCUGAGGGGAAUGAAUGCCCCGUUGAAGAAGAUGAAAGUCAGUGUCAGGAGAAUCCACCGGAUCAGGGUUGCCUCUGCUGCCACUGUCGAGCCCUCAUCUGUGACGAAGAGUGCAAGACGGUUUCCAAUACCCUUCGAUCGGCCAUGUGCGAUCCACUAUGCGAAAUGAAAUACUUUAUAGACUCCAUGAUUGUUGAUAUGCAUGCCAUGGAUUGUGUGCUGGGCAACAAGCAAGUGAAGCCUCAGGACAUUAGGGCCAAUGAUGCAACCAAUAGGACAGGACCGGGUGAUAGCUUUCCGGUUAAAAUUUCGAGUGUUACCAGUCUGGGUUGCUCCGCUCUCUAUGUCAGAUGGAAAGUGGAGGACUGUAGCGGCAUAUCAGGAUACGAGAUUUACAUGGAUGGGCAUUUGACGAACAGAUUAUACAGUUUUCGGCACGAAGCCGCUGUGAUAACCAAUGUGGAUGUGACCAAUCCCCAUCAGAUAGUGGUUCGUGCCCAUGCGGUGGACAAUGAGUUUCCCGGGGAGGGUUCGGGCAAAAGCCCGGAUUGUGGCUGCCAGACAAUGGCCGUUGCCGAACCACAAAUGGUGGCCGGAGCUGCGAGGCCAUGGACGGCCAGUGUCUUCUAUUAUGAUCCCAAUCAAGUGCCGCCGGCGGGAGGCGUGCAACCGUGCUAGUCAAGAAUCAUAUAUAUAUAUCGAAUAUCGAAUAUCGUCGGAUGAUAUCACCGUUAUCGGAACAAAGGAGUUCAAGCACUCCCACACAUUUUAGCUUGUACAUAUAGUCUAUUUAUAUGUAGUGUUUGUUAAGAGUUGUUUUUCUGGACGAUACGAAUUGAAAUUGAAAUUAUCUGUAUGUAGUGCUUUACUUAGUGCCUUAACUCGUAAUACUAGCCCUUAAGCAGAGAUCAAUGCAUUGUAAAGGAUUUGAAAGCAGAUUAACCCAUUCAGAUGGCACGUUAAUUGUUCACAGAAAACCAAAUUCACUUUGAAUAAAUGAAUCUCAUUGUUAGAGAUGCAAAAUGUUAGUAAA